AUGUCGCUCAUCCAAGAUUACCCGUGGGUCAAGAAGCCUCUGGUAGUUUGCCCCCCAAUGGGAGGAUUUGCCUUUCACAAACUGGCCUGCACAGUGUCUCGAGCAGGCGGUCUAGGCUUCAUUGGAUCGACAAACAACAUGCCGCAAUUGGAGAAAGAACUUGCGCUCGCCAAAGAGCACCUGAACUUGAGCACGGCCAAAGGAACGUUACCAAUCGGAGUGGGAUUCCUCGUAUUCAUCGCAGACCUUGAGGCUGCAGCGAAGAUUGUUGAAGAUUAUCGGCCAGCUGCCGUUUGGCUCUUCGCGGCAAAAUCGACUGGUGACUACAAAACUUGGACUGAGCGAAUGAGAAAGGCUAGUCCCGAGUCAAAAGUAUGGAUACAAAAUGGACUCGUGACAACAGCACUGGCGAUCGCAAAGGCAUGCAAGCCGGAUGUGCUGGUAAUGCAAGGAACAGAUGCCGGAGGCCACGGAUAUGAAAAAGGUGCUGGAGUGAUCAGCUUGGUGCCAGAAACUUUGUCCGCGCUCGAUGCUGCCGGACUAUCGAGCAUCAAAGUCGUUGCCUCUGGCGGCAUCGCGGAUGGCCGAAGUGUAGCAGCUGCUCUCGCACUAGGAUCCUCUGGUGCCGUGAUGGGGACUCGAUUCUUAGCGUCCGAGGAGAUCGUCCUUCCGGCUCCCGGAUAUCGCGAUGCCGUGCUCAAGGCGAAAGACGGCGGUCAGUCAACUGUGAAGUCCAAGGUCUUUGACGAGCUGCGUGGCCCAAAUAUAUGGCCCGUCGAGUAUGAUGGGCGCAGCAUCGCCGUGGACAGCUACCAGGAUUGGAGCGCAGGGAUGAGCAUUGACGAGCUCCGCAAGUUACACAAGGAAGCUGAAGGGACGGAAACUAAGGGCUUCAGCGCGCUUAAAGGCGAAGCACGGGCAGCUGUGUGGGCCGGCACUGGUGUCGGCUUCGUUGACAAGGUCGAGAGCGCUGCCGAUAUUGUACAACUUGUGAGGAAAGAUGCGAUUGAUGCAAUGGAGAAGGCUAGAUCGCUUCUAUAAACAACCGAACGAAUACCAAAUAUCAUCAAAGUUUUGGAUGACGGAUGACAGCAAAGACGUUAUUUGAGGCCAAAAGAUACUCAAGC
Messenger RNA from Verruconis gallopava, 1127 nucleotides. RefSeq lists its product as uncharacterized. The coding region runs from base 1 to 1041 and encodes 346 amino acids. Gene Ontology annotation, molecular function: nitronate monooxygenase activity. The record is from RefSeq and is a predicted model, not a curated record. The transcript has a single exon. NCBI's taxonomy places the organism in Eukaryota, Fungi, Ascomycota, Dothideomycetes, Venturiales, Sympoventuriaceae.